Messenger RNA from Lolium rigidum, 2763 nucleotides. Its product is annotated as death-inducer obliterator 1-like. Gene Ontology annotation, cellular component: nucleus. NCBI's taxonomy places the organism in Eukaryota, Viridiplantae, Streptophyta, Magnoliopsida, Poales, Poaceae. Bases 1 to 2763 code for a protein of 920 amino acids. The record is from RefSeq and is a predicted model, not a curated record. Gene Ontology annotation, biological process: DNA-templated transcription. The transcript has 4 exons.
AUGGAUUCAUCUCGUCUUCAGCUCGGUGCGUCCGUGUCUGGAAGGCGUGGCAGCGCGGGCGCGAUGGAGCUCGCGAAGCAGGGGCAGCCGCCGCUGCCUUCGGCUGCGCACCGGCCCUGCCCCGCCCUGUACUGCCCUGACAACUGGGGCGCGCAGCCGCCCAACAGCACCUACCUGAUCGUGCCCAUGGGCCACCAGCCAGCGCAGCUUGGUGCGCCCACUCCCGGCGCACCUCACCCCGGGGGCCGGCCUCUGAGCAGGGUGUCGUUGAGGCCGCCACAGCAGGUGCUCAAUGUUGAUUUUCCAGAGAUGCUCAUGCCGCAGCGGUCGCCGCCCUUGGCCGGCAAGAAGAUGGCCGGCAAGCGUUCAGCUCAGAAGGAAUCGCCGGCGGAGGAUCAUUCGCAGGUGCAGCUGCUUGACACAGUAAGAUCCAAGUGCAGGGAGACUCUGACGGCUGCCUUGAGUAUGGGUUCUGACCGCCAGUUCCGGCAGCAAUCUGUGCCUGACGCUGUUGUUGGACCUUCUGAAUCCAUGCCACAACCCAAUCCAAAAAGGGCCAGGAUGUCUGAUUCUGAUGAUGUUCAUGCUGGGGCUAAGGCAUCUCAAAUUCGGCCGGAGUCAGGAAGAGCAAUUACCACCGGUGGAACAAGUGAAGAAGAGAAGGUCAGGGUUCAUCAGGCCCAAAGUUUGGCAUCUGAAAUUGAAGAGGAGCUGUUCAAAUUGUUUGGGGGAGUUAAUAAGAAAUACAAGGAGAAAGGUAGAUCACUUCUGUUCAAUCUGAAAGAUAAAAGUAACCCUGUGCUGAGGGAGCGGGUCUUGUCUGGGGACAUAACACCUAGAUGCCUAUGUGCAAUGAAUAUCGAAGAACUUGCUUCGAAGGAGCUUUCGGAGUGGCGCAUGGCUAAAGCUGAAGAGCUUGCAAACAUGGUUGUUCUUCCUGAUAGAGAAGUGGACGUUAGACGCUUGGUGAGGAAAACACACAAAGGAGAAUUUCAAGUUGAAGUGGAAGAAACUGAUGCCAUAGAAGUUGGGCUUGGGGGUGGUUCGCUUUCUUAUGCUCAAGCCAAAUCUGUUGAUGAAACAAGCGUACUCAAGGAGAUCAAGGAAUCGGACAACAGUCUGCAAGAUGGAGUUGCCGAGACAUGCAACAGUAACACAUCAAGAAAUUCAGAAUAUGCAGCAAAUGAGAAAAGUGUUCUGAUGCAAGAACCAAUGGUUGAUGAUGUGCAGGUCACAGAGAAUCUUCCCCAGAUCAUGACACUGGAUGAAUUCAUGCAGGUACUUGAUUCUGAACCACAUUCUGAAGAUCAGUCCACUGGAGCUCUUCAAGAUGAUCCUAGUAUUGGCAAAGCUGACAAGGCUUUGAAGUCAGGAAGUUUUCCGAUAGCUAAAGACAAGGCUGCUGCACUGAAAUUCCAAUUUCAUUCUGAUUUGCGAUCCCCACAAGACAAUUUUGAGUCCAAGUUAGAAUCAACUAUAAACAAAUCAUUUUCAAUCAUGAAUACAGUUUUAGAACCAAACAGAGAUGUGACAGUCAAAUCCCCCCCUGAAAAGGUGGAUGAUGAAACACCAGAUACUGUAAAUGGCUCGAUUGCUGAAUCCACUAUGCAGUGUAAGAUAACUCCUGAUGCCGCGUUCACUUAUGACAGUAUAUGGGAGGGAACAAUUCAGCUUAGUUUGACUUCACUCACAAAUAUUGUUGCUAUCUUUAAAAGUGGUGAAAAGCCAUCUACAAAUGAGUGGCGCCGCUUUCUUGAGAUCAAGGGAAGAGUGAGGCUUAGUGUUUUUAAAGAAUUUCUUGAGCAGCUUCCAAACUCCAGGAGCCGUGCUAUAAUGGUAACCGAGUUAUGUUCAAAGGAGGGCUCGCUUGAGAGUGGUCGGCAUCAUCUCUUGCAGACCAUUGACUCGUAUACUGCAGAUGGGAGAGUAGGAUUAGUGAAGCCUGCUGAAUGGGUGGAGAUGUACCUAUGUCCUCAAGGGAAAGCCGCUGAGAUACUUGCUGACCACCUGCCAAAGGAGCACUCGGGCAGUUUAACUGUGACUGGAACGUCUAUUAUCGGACUCGUCGUGUGGCGGAGGCCCCAUGUCUCACAUAAGGUUCCGCCUAACAGGCAAGAUGUCCACAAGAGCCCGGCCACAGUUUCUAGUUCGGUUGUGCCCAGGAUUUCCCAGCCACCAUCUCGCGCUUCCAAUGUUUGUCGCUCCCACCAGGAUGAUGUAACCUCUGACAGUCCUCCAGGCUUUGGUCGUGGUGUUUUCAAGGAUUAUAAUGGUCUGCCUGAAUAUAAUAGUGUUGGCUUAUCAAACUUAGCCUCCAACGCAACAACGCCGCAGACCAACAAAAGCCAUCAGCACACUUGUCACUCAGAAUAUCCAAGAAUGAGGGAAAUGGUUCGCAAGUAUGGUAACGAAUCUGUUGCAGCCCAGCCCUGGAAUGGCGAUGGUUCUAACAUACCAGAAUGGUAUCCAAACUCCCAAAGCAAUCUCCAGCAGAUGCAGAUUCCACAAGCACAGUUCCCUUGUCAGCAGCAGCCACAGUACCAUCUCAUGUUUCAGUAUCACACGACACGAGAAUACCAAAGCCCCUUGCCCCAAGCAUACGCCCAGCACCAGCAUACUGCCAUGCCCGUGCAGCACCCUCUGACUUACGGGCACCUGAUGCAGCCUGCUCAGCAAUGCUACUAUGGUGUACCAGAUGGCACUGGGCAAUCCCAAUUCGCUGGUGCUUGGAACCAGGGGCUGAUGCCAUGGAAUCUGCGGUAG